Messenger RNA from Cololabis saira (Pacific saury), 3810 nucleotides. RefSeq names its product PDZ and LIM domain 5a (gene pdlim5a). Gene Ontology annotation, biological process: muscle structure development; actin cytoskeleton organization; heart development. The transcript has 13 exons. Gene Ontology annotation, cellular component: filamentous actin; stress fiber; adherens junction. Bases 305 to 2014 code for a protein of 569 amino acids. The record is from RefSeq and is a predicted model, not a curated record. Gene Ontology annotation, molecular function: actin binding; muscle alpha-actinin binding. Lineage: Eukaryota; Metazoa; Chordata; Actinopteri; Beloniformes; Belonidae.
UAACUGGUAUAAAAGAGCAUUGCAUCCCUCUCUACCUCUCUCACACACGGUGUGUUUUCUGGAAAGAGGACAGAGAAACUAGGAAUUACAUUGUCUACCCUAUCUGCUUGUGCAGAAAUCAUUGGAAUUUCCAUUAAACAGCUCUUGGAACAACACUUUUAAAGAAGUCACAGCACUUCUGCCCAGAACCUAUCAUCAAGCCUGCCAACAUCACAUCAUCAGUAGCACUUGUUCUGCAACAUAUUCUCUCAGCCUUCAACAUCAUCGUCUGUCAUCAACACCAAACAGCAUCAUCACAGAUACCAUGAGCAGCCACUACAGCGUCACCCUCUUGACCCCUGCCCCCUGGGGAUUCAGGCUGCAGGGAGGAAAGGACUUCAACAUGCCCCUCACCAUUUCCAGGCUGACGGACGGUGGGAAGGCAGCUAAAGCUGGCAUAGCUGUCGGAGACUUGGUUCUUUCCAUUGACGGUAUCUCUACAGAUGGAAUGAACCACCUGGAGGCCCAGAACAAAAUCAAGAACUGCAGUGGCAACCUCAGCCUCACGUUGCAGAAGGACUUCAGUGGCCCUAAACCCCCUCCUGUGGCGACGAAGGGCGACAGAUCAGACAUCAUAAAACCCGUAGCCAUCACCCAUCCUCCUCCUCCACCCCAUUCCCAUCCUCACUUCUCUGUCCCCUAUAACAAGACCCCCAGACCUUACGGGGCCUGCACUUUAGAGAGCCAGUACUCUCUCACACAGUCACCUGUUGCCACCGUCAUCCCCUCCCCAUCCUCUGCCUUCACUCCCGCUUCGUUGCAAGCCAGCCCUCCUCCUCCUCCUCCUCCUCCUUGUCCAACUCCAGUCUCUUACCCCACUUCUACCUCCUCCUCCCCCCCUGUCCUGGUUCCACCUCAGCCAUCAGUGUAUAACACACCUAUCAACCUCUACUCCACUGAGAAUGCGUGUGAGGUGGCCAUGGGGCAGAGGCGGGGCCUGUUGGAGAGUCAGGGCGGAGCCUUGCCGCCUCCGUUUAAUGGAGUUCCAAGGAAACAUGUUGUGGAAACAGACAUCCAUUUUUACCACGUACCGACUCACGGUGACGCGAGCAGGAAGCGUAUAAUGGAAGACACAGAGGACUGGCGCCCCCGCACGGGCACCACGCAGUCGAAAUCUUUUAGGAUUCUGGCUCAGAUCACCGGCACCGACAAUGUUCAAACAGAGGAAACUGACACAGCCAAGAAGACAAAUGAGGAGCCUCAACUCAACACCCAUGAGUCUGCAGUUGUCAAGACUAUGAUUAAAGGACCUGCUUCAAACCACGGUCAGACUCCACGGACUGGUUUGAUCACCCCAUCUUUUGGGAUAAAAGGGAACGGUAUUGCUGAUGUCCCGAGGGGUCCCGUCCCUGUCCGACCCGCGCCCCAACCUCACCCUAAAGACGAGGACACCCUGGUCCAGAUGGCUGAACAUAUUCCUGCUGGGACUCGAACGCCCAUGUGUGGCAACUGCAACAUGGUCAUCAGAGGGCCAUUUUUGGUUGCAAUGGGGAAAUCGUGGCAUAAGGAGGAAUUUAACUGUGCCCACUGCCGUUCGUCCCUGUCAGAUACAGGCUUUGUGGAAGAAAAGGGAUCUGUGUACUGUGAACACUGCUAUGAGGACUUCCUCGCUCCAACAUGCAGCCGCUGCCAGGACAAAGUACUUGGGGAGGUGAUCAAUGCUCUUAAACAGACAUGGCAUGCCUACUGCUUCCUAUGUGCUGCCUGUCAGCAGCCGAUCAGAAACAACACCUUCCACCUGGAGGAUGGAGAGCCGUACUGUGAGCAAGACUUUUACAGUUUGUUCGGGACUGGAUGCCAUGGCUGUGAGUUCCCCGUUGAGGCUGGAGACAAAUUCCUGGAGGCGCUUGGUUACACUUGGCAUGACACCUGCUUUGCAUGUGCUGUGUGCUCUACCUCUCUGGAGAACCAGACCUUCUUUUCAAAGAAGGACAAACCCCUUUGCAAGAAACAUGCUCAUACGCUGAAGAUAUGAAGCUUGUACACUUCUCACACUUCUCUGGCCUCCUGUUCUCGAUCGUUGGAAGAGCACCUCUUACUGAUUUAGCACUUAGUUGAGAAUACAAGUGAAGCGAUAUUCAUGCCUUCAUAUUAGUUCCUAACAGAGGAAGCAAGAAUACUUGUUCUUGGUUUUGACCAAUUCCCUCCAGGGAAAAAACAGACUGAUUGAUUUUCCUUUACUGAAUUUAGUUCAGUUAGACACUCAUGCACAGCAAAUGGUUGUAUUUUAUUGUUAAGUCAUGUAAACCAAAAUACCAUAAUACUAUAUUUUCCAAUACACAAAGCUCUAUGAUCUUUAUAACUUAACCUUAGUCUAUGCCUAAAAUGCAUUAAUGGUUAGUUAACCUUCUUUUCUACUUUGUAAAAUUUCAAAUUAAUCAUCAUGACAAACAAUUCCAGAAAUGUGUUGAAAGAAAAUUAAAUAAAUCAAAAUAUUCAAUAUUUGAGCAAGAGGAAGGAUAUUAAUAAUUAAUUGCAGGCAUGUAGAGUACCCAGCAAAGUAUAUUAGGGGCCUUAAAACUUGGAAUUAAAAUAGUUUUAUUGGAUUACAGUCAUCAAAAAGAUAAAUGAGUAUGACACAGCUUGUCAACCAUCACAAGGGGACAGAAACACUUGUCUAAUACUCAAACCUGUCCCUAACAUGUCAGGAUGACUUUUCUUUUUCUUUUUUGUGCUACAAUUUUGAUAGUGAGCCCUGUUUAGUGGGGCUGCAGACAGUGAAGCCCUCAAGAAGCAGGUACAUACAGAGAUCCUGCAAGGCGUUGGUGCCUAAUAAAGUGACUUCUGAAGUUAAUGGGCAGCAUCAGAUCUUAAAGGCAGGGUAAGCAAUUUCUGGAUGACAUCCUGUCUAUUGAUAUUUGAAACAAGACAUCAACAAAACACAGAGAGCUCCACCUCCCUCUAGUACACCCCAACAAAGCACCUCCCAUCAUGACCUCUCCCGGGCUCUCCCUCCUCCCUUAAUUCAUGUGCACAAGCACAGACCCUGCUCCUGUUGGGGAUUGUCUGGAGCAGGGAUCCUCGUUUCCGGUCCUCGAGGGACAGUGUCCUGCAUGUUUUAGAUGUUUCCCUGCUUUAACACAACCUUUAACAGACCUUGAUUGCAAGCUGAUGAUGACCAUUAAUUAGAAUUAGGUGCAUAAAAGCUGGGGAACAUCUAAAACAAUGCAGGACACUGGCCCUCGAGGACCAGAAUAGGAUCCCUGGGAUAGAGCAACAUUUGUUGCCUAAUCUGUUUCUAGUUGACAGAACUGGUUUUAUAUUGUUUGGGGUUUUUUCUUUUUUACGGCAUACUCACUAGAUGGACAGCUAACAGAUGCUGGGUGGAUAUUCACUAAAUGUUACAAAAAAAUAGUUCUGGAUAUAAAUCACAUGGAUUUGCUCAUCCUGCCUUUAACGUUAUGCUUCAAAGCUGAGAUACUGAAUAAUUUUGUACUCUCCUUGCCAUGCUCUUCUUUUCUUUUCUCAUCACAUAUUGGCACAAUGUUGUGAAGAUCUGUUAGAAAGAACACAUUAUCUCUAAUUACAGGUGUUAACAGUUAAAAAUUGCUGUAAAAUUAAUAAAUGACCAGAGGAUUAUUUUUUCUUUUUUUUCAUUUUGUGCAAAACAUUGUAUAUUUGUUGCUAUUCCUAUUUGCAAAGCUGUGAUCACAUUUCAUUAUCUGACUAGUUGUGUCUGUGUAGCAAAACCAUUUCACAUAACAGGUAUUCAAAAUGCUAGAAUGUUCAUUCAAAUUUGCAGAAUGUAUUUUAAUUUUUAACUUUAAUGUC